AUGCGGGAGUACAAGGUGGUGGUGCUGGGCUCGGGCGGGGUGGGGAAAUCGGCGCUCACCGUGCAGUUCGUGACCGGCACGUUCAUCGAGAAGUACGACCCCACCAUCGAAGACUUCUACCGCAAGGAGAUCGAGGUGGACGCCUCCCCGUCGGUGCUGGAGAUCCUCGAUACAGCCGGCACCGAGCAGUUCGCCUCCAUGCGGGAUCUGUACAUCAAGAAUGGGCAGGGCUUCAUCCUGGUCUACAGCCUGGUCAACCAGCAGAGCUUCCAGGACAUCCGCCCCAUGCGCGACCAGAUCAUCCGCGUCAAGAGAUAUGAGAAGGUACCUGUAAUCUUGGUUGGAAAUAAAGUGGACCUGGAGAGCGAGAGAGAAGUUUCAUCCAGUGAAGGCAGAGCUCUGGCUGAAGAAUGGGGUUGUCCUUUUAUGGAGACAUCUGCUAAAAGCAAAACAAUGGUGGAUGAGCUCUUUGCAGAGAUUGUCAGACAAAUGAACUACGCCUCUCAACCAGAUAAAGAUGACCCAUGCUGCUCUGCAUGUAAUAUACAAUAGCAUUCCAAGGAUGGAAUUGGACCUAAUUUGCUGUAUUUUGGGUAAGGUGACAGAAUAGACUAUUUCACUCUGUGAUUUAAAGUUGGUCAAAAAUUCAAAGUGGAGUAGCACUGAACCUCCAAGUGAAACAUAAAUAUUGAUCAAUUUAAUAAAAAAAAUAAUAAUUGAGAAGCUUUAUUUGCCUGCAGCACAUCUUCUGCAUGUUCUACUCUCUGGCUUAGCCAACAGAUUACAGGGUGAGCACAAUCUGUGCACGUUGGCUUGUCAGGUAACAGCUACUGCUUUAAAUUAAGAAACAUUUUUGGCGAAAAGGAGAGCACCAGCAAAGACCUUUUGCACUCUGCCUAUUCUGUACUGAUAAGUAAAGAUUUUAACAAAAGGUAUCUACUUACUGAAUUUCAGGACUUUUAUCACUUGUGGCCAAAUCAGUCAAAUAUGCUAAUUUUUAUUUGUGACGCAAGUGUUGAUAAAUUUAUUGGCAAACUAAUAUAGUUCUGUUAUUUUCUUUACAUUCAUUAUUUUCUGUGAUCCCAUAAUGCAAAAAGGAAAAUGCUCCAUCAGUACUUGAACGGAAAGAGAGAAGCUCUGAAAAAAAAAAAAUCAACAGCUUGUAAAGAGAACACUGAAACAUUAGGAUAUCCUAAAUAUUCUGCGUUGUUGCUCAGAAAAUGGUGGAUUGCUUCAGCUGCUGUUCAGUCAAGAUACCAAACCAGCCCUUGCUUUGCAGAGCAGGAAAUGCAUUAAUCUCUUUACUGAUCCAGGAAGAAGCAACCAUGAUGGGGUUAAAAAGAAUUGUUUGGCCUUACUAAUGAGGAACAUUGCUAGCACAUUAACAAGUACCACCUUGUAAGGAAAAUGAAGCCAUGUUGUAUUCAGCCGUUCCUUUUUGCAGAAACCUCAUAGGGGCUGUACAAGCAUCCUAUAUUUUUUAGUUUAAGGAUACCAGUUUAUUUUUGCCUUUAAGGGCUGUAUCUUGGAUGUGAUAUACUAAUUGAGCUAUGGAAUUUAAUUUUGCCACUUUAUAUCUUUAACAUUGGCGAUUCUGGUUAACUGUGUAGAAUUACUUUGUCUCAGAAGGUGAAUACAAAAUAUUU
Messenger RNA from Protobothrops mucrosquamatus (brown spotted pit viper), 1646 nucleotides. RefSeq names its product RAP2A, member of RAS oncogene family (gene RAP2A). Lineage: Eukaryota; Metazoa; Chordata; Lepidosauria; Squamata; Viperidae. Gene Ontology annotation, biological process: negative regulation of cell migration; Rap protein signal transduction. Gene Ontology annotation, molecular function: GTPase activity; GDP binding; GTP binding. Gene Ontology annotation, cellular component: plasma membrane. The record is from RefSeq and is a predicted model, not a curated record. The coding region runs from base 1 to 552 and encodes 183 amino acids. The transcript is spliced from 2 exons.